CGCGGGUGGGAUGUCGAGGCCUCUCCCUGCGCCUUCGGGUGCUGCAACGCGGUGUUGGGCAAAACGGCGAAGAAUCGCGCUCCCCUGGCGCCGUUUCGGCUGGAAAUGGCCCCUCUUGGGCCCGGGCGGCACCGCGGGCACGGCAGCACCCGGGCGCGCGGCGGAUGCGGCCCCCGGCGCCGGCUGCCUCGCGUCGAACUUCCUCCGGCAGAAAACGUAAAACCGCAAGUUGCUGCCGAGCGCAAAAUAAAAAAAAAAGAAAAGCGAGCCGCGACGCCGCGGCGGCCCCGGGGCAGCGAGCUGCAGCCAUGGCCGAGGGCAAGAGCGGCGGCGCUGGGCUCUUCGCCAAGCAGGUCCAGAAGCGCCUCAGCCGGGCGCAGGAGAAGGUUUUGCAGAAACUGGGCAAAACGGUGGAGACCAAAGACGAGCAGUUUGAGCAAAGCGCCUACAACUUCCAGCAGCAGCAGAGCGAAGGCCACAAGCUCUACAAGGACCUCAAGGCUUUCCUCGGCGCCGUGAAAGUGAUGCACGAGAGCUCUCGGAAGGUGGCCGAGACGCUGCAGGAGAUCUACAGCGCCGAGUGGGACGGGCACGAGGAGCUGGGAGCCAUUGCGGCUAGCAACGACCUGCUGUGGGACGACUACGAGGCGAAGCUGGACGACCAGGCGGUGCGGCUCAUGGAGAACUACCUGGCCCAGUUCGGCGAGAUCAAGGAGCGCAUGGCCAAGCGCGGCCGCAAGCUGGUGGACUACGACAGCGCCCGGCAUCACCUCGAGGCCCUGCAGAGCGCCAAGAAGAAGGACGAGGCCAAGAUCGCCAAGGCGGAGGAGGAGUUCAACAGAGCCCAGAGCGUCUUCGAGGAGCUCAACCGGGAGCUGCGCGAGGAGCUGCCCGUGCUCUACGGCAGCCGCGUCGCCUGCUACGUGACCGUCUUCCAGAACAUCUCCAACCUCCGCGACGUCUUCUACAAGGAGAUGAGCAAGCUGAACCACGACCUCUACGAGGUGAUGAGCAAACUGGACAAGCAGCACUCCAGCAAAGUCUUCAUCGUCAAGGGCGUCCCCAGCAACCGCCGCUCGCUGCUCAUCUCCUCGCCCGUGAGCCCCCCGGCCGCCUUCCCCUGCCCGGGGCCGGCCGAGCCGCCCGUCUCCCCCGCAGCCGCACAGCCGGAGCCGGAGCCUCCCGCAGCAGCGGAGCCGCCAGCAGCCUCCUCUUCCUCCUCCUCCUCCUCAUCCUCCUCGGGCGGCGGCGAGGCCGUCUCCAAUGGGCCGGGAGAGCCGAAGCCCACGGCGCUCACCGAAGCCGGGCCGGGAGAGCCGGAGCCCACGGCGCUCGCCGAAGCCGGGCCGGGAGAGCCGGGAGAGCCGGGAGAGCCGGGAGAGCCGGGAGAGCCGGGCGCCGGCGACGCGGAGCCCACGGGAGGCACCGAGGACGUCGCCACGUCGCUGGCGGAGCUGAUCCUGUCCGAGGCGCUGGCCAAGGCGGCGGGAGGCAGCGGGCAGAGCCCCGAGCGGGACGACGACGGCGUCGAGCCGGAGCCCAGGGAAGCGGCCGCCGCGCCGGGAGAGACGCCGCCGUUGCCGACUCCAGCCGAGGAGCCCAGCGACUCCGGGGAGAGCCUGGAGGAGUUCGACCUCUCCCCAAAAUCGGCGAGGACGCAGGUGGGCCUGGACGCUGCCCCCGACGAGGAGCCGAGCGGCAGCUCCGGGGACGACGGUCCCCGCGCCGACCCCCAGGAGCGCGAUGCCGCCGGGGCGCCGGACGGCAGCCGGGAGCCUGGGGACGCCGGGGACGUCGCCGAGCCCCUCGGACCCGCCUGAGCCCGGCGGGGCGUCACGGAGCCGGGCGCGGAUAACUCCCCGCAGCGCAACCGCGGCCGCUUUGCACCCUCCGCACGCUGAAAUAAAGGCGGCCGGCGCAA
Messenger RNA from Dromaius novaehollandiae (emu), 1921 nucleotides. RefSeq names its product bridging integrator 2 (gene BIN2). The record is from RefSeq and is a predicted model, not a curated record. Bases 165 to 1820 code for a protein of 551 amino acids. Gene Ontology annotation, cellular component: phagocytic cup; plasma membrane; podosome. Gene Ontology annotation, biological process: plasma membrane tubulation; phagocytosis, engulfment; podosome assembly. The transcript has 12 exons. NCBI's taxonomy places the organism in Eukaryota, Metazoa, Chordata, Aves, Casuariiformes, Dromaiidae. Gene Ontology annotation, molecular function: protein binding; phospholipid binding.